AACUUUAUUCUUCUAAGCCCCCACACUACGUCAGCUCCCUUUACAAACUUCCUUUCCCUUUGCCUGUCUCUUCUUCUUCCAUUGUUCACGCCACCAUCUUCUCUCUCUCGCAAUGACUUCUUGAUGUUCUGAACCAGAGCUCAAGCUUUCAUACAGCAAUGGCGGAAAGACGUGUUAUUGGUUCAUUCUUCACCAAGUUCCUUACUCUUUUCCUUCUUCUUCUCCACUUGGGUUGCUUCAUUUUCACCUCCAAGACUCACCCACCGGGUACCAAGAAACGAAAAGGACCAAAAGCUGCUCCUCCCUCGUUAUCUGCUUCUCCAUCUCGCCUUAAACCCCACAAAGCUCUCUCUUCUUCUUGGUCCUACAUUAAACGUAUCUUCUCGUCUAACAAAACCACCCCACAAACUCGCCCACCAUCUCCAACUUUAACCUCAGCGAGAUCAUCUCAGCAUUCCCUUGUCUCCAUGAUCCCACCUGAGCAUCAUCAAACUCAAACUUCAGAUUUACAACCACGUGUCAAAGCAACUACUCUUUCAGGCUCAGAAUCCGAUAUCUCGGCUGAUCAAACAUUCUUCCCUCUACGUAACGAUAUCUUUCCCUGCACAACUUGUGGCGAGAUUUUUCAGAAACCUCAUCUCCUUGAACAACACCAAGCUAUCAAACACGCUGUAUCGGAGCUAAUUGAUGGUGAUUCGGGUAAGAAUAUUGUUAACAUCAUAUUCAAAUCUGGUUGGCCCAACAAAGAUAAAAACCCGGAAAUAAUUCGAAUCUUGAAGAUCCACAACAGCCCAAAGAUUCUAUCGAGAUUUGAAGAGUACAGAGAGUUUGUCAAAGCCAAAGCCGCACGAAACGGUGCCCUCAGGAGGCGAGACGAGCGGUGCAUAGCUGACGGUAACGAGCUGUUAAGAUUUUACUGCUCAACGUUUCUUUGUGAUUUGGGACUUAACGGGAAUUCUAGCAUUUGCAACCAGCAGUAUUGCAGUGUUUGUGGAAUAAUAAAGUUGGGAUUCUCACCCAAGUUGGACGGGAUUUCUACACUAUCUACUGGCUGGAGGGCACACGUGGCGAUCCCAGAGGAGAUUGAGGAGGAGUUCAAGUUCAUGAACGUGAAACGAGCAAUGCUGGUUUGCCGGGUGGUGGCAGGUCGAGUCGGCUGUGACUCGGACGACGAUCAGACGAAAGAGGAUGGAGGGUUUGACUCGGUCGUUGGGAGGGGUGCCAGUGGGGUCCACACCAAAUUGGACGAAGAAGAGCUUUUGGUUUUUAAUCCAAGGGCUGUGCUUCCUUGCUUUGUGAUUGUGUACACCGUAUGAGUGAGUAACUUGAGUCAAGUGAGUUAACUUGAUUAGUUAAUCAGUGUGUUAAAAUGCUUAUGAUAAUGUUAAACUGUAUGUAAUCUUAAUUAAUUUUUGUUUAAAUUUGUAGUAAUGUGUGGCGGUGAUCAA
This is a messenger RNA of Mangifera indica (mango), 1448 nucleotides long. RefSeq lists its product as uncharacterized. The transcript has a single exon. Bases 159 to 1316 code for a protein of 385 amino acids. NCBI's taxonomy places the organism in Eukaryota, Viridiplantae, Streptophyta, Magnoliopsida, Sapindales, Anacardiaceae. The record is from RefSeq and is a predicted model, not a curated record.